This is a messenger RNA of Mercenaria mercenaria, 1028 nucleotides long. RefSeq lists its product as uncharacterized. The record is from RefSeq and is a predicted model, not a curated record. Bases 111 to 998 code for a protein of 295 amino acids. The transcript is spliced from 2 exons. NCBI's taxonomy places the organism in Eukaryota, Metazoa, Mollusca, Bivalvia, Venerida, Veneridae.
AGUCCGAACAAUGGCGUCAAAUAAUAACAACUAUCACAAAUGUAUCUUUAGAGGGAACGGAGGAGAAUUCCCCUGGUGUGAAACAUAGUCUGUUUCAAAAUGGCCCUCCCAUGAAAAAUAAAGAUAGUAUAAAUGAAGAGAUCCCUAGUCCCACAACUAACGUGCCUGAUAUAUAUGAUCUGGAGUACGUGAAAGGGUUAGGUAACGGAAACAGUAAUAGUAACGCUGAGAAAGUAAAACCUAGAAGAAAAAGGAGGAGAUCUGAAAAACAAAAGGAAAGAUUCAGGCAAUAUCUGAUUAAACGUGCAAUGAAACAGUAUGGAAGACUACAUGAUGAAAUGCACAUGUAUGUAUAUCAAGUGUGUGAUGCUGUUCCAGAUCCUAUGUUUAUAUCUGAAUCGGAGGCAAUACCUGUAAUGCCCCAAGUAUUGUCGUCUGCAAGUUUGCCGUCGCCUGCUUUUGGAAAUUUUUCUCCGAAUAAAGAUAUUUCGUUAAGAGAUUUUAAAGAUAUUUUCGGUAAAAAAUUGUCAGGUUGUCCAAACCACGCGGUUCUAGUUUCAACCUUAAAUGUAUCUGCAAAACCGUUUGUGCCAGCCUCAUUGAGAAAAGCAGAAAAAAUGCCGGAAGUUCAACCCGUUUUAGACUCUUCUGUUGUAUGUACUGUACUUGCCGGAAACCAAGACCAGGAAACAGUCUUCUCCACAAGAUCAUCUGCGGAACCAGAUUCACAGGAAACAGAAUCCAAAUCAUCAGCAUCCGUUGACACUUUCGUAACUUCAUGCGAAAAAUCUUUAGAUGUUCCUGUAAAGAGAGAUGGUGUGUGUGAUAGCACCAAAUUUGAUGUACUGCGAGCCAAAAUCAGCCCUUACAAUACCGGAGACGACGGCGACGUGUUUGUUACUUUGGAUUGUGACGCCGACAGUUGUCUCCUCAGUGACAUUUUAUGUUUAUUCAUUUCAUUAUUUAUCAUUUUAACUCUACUCAAUGCAUUUCUGUAAAUUAUGAAUAAUAAAAAAUAGUAACCCUUA